Dufourea novaeangliae is the source of this 4251-nucleotide messenger RNA. It is a transcript of the gene Toll-7, whose product is annotated as slit homolog 3 protein. The record is from RefSeq and is a predicted model, not a curated record. Bases 1 to 4113 code for a protein of 1370 amino acids. Gene Ontology annotation, biological process: signal transduction. NCBI's taxonomy places the organism in Eukaryota, Metazoa, Arthropoda, Insecta, Hymenoptera, Halictidae. Gene Ontology annotation, molecular function: protein binding. The transcript has a single exon.
AUGACAGCGAAGUAUAUUUUUAUGACGCUGGUGAACGCGGCUUUUCUCUGCCUCGCAUCGACCAUACUCUCGGAAUCGGCCGGAGCCUCUUGCAAGUGGUUGUCCGAGGGUGGUAACGAGACCCGUUCCGCGGACUGCACCCUCCGAGUAUUGGAUCCCGGCGCGAUCACCAGCCUCGUACCGUCCCUCGACGGUGCCCUCAAGUUACGGAUACGGUGCAGCGACGUCCAUCAUUUCGAGAGCAGCUUCAACGCGCAAAGCUGGCAACGGUUGUCCAGUUUGCACGAGUUACACGUGCACGGUUGCAAAGUAUUGCGUGUGCCGGACGGCGCUUUUCAACCGUUACUGGAGUUGAAACGACUGACCAUCCAGACGUUCAAUUCCGCGUGGGCUGCCGGCCGUGUUCUCGAGUUCGCGCCGAGCUCGUUUCUCGGUUUACGGGAACUGCACACCUUGGAGAUCGUCGAGAGCAACCUGCAAGCGCUUCCAGUGAAUCUUCUGUGCGGGCUAGAUAAUCUUCAGACGUUGAAUCUGACCGGGAACCGUUUCCACGACACGAACGAUAUCGGAUUGAAUCGUCGGGAUCUACCGACGCACGACCAGAACAACGACGGUGAAUCGUGUCGGGCCGAUAUACGGAUUUUGGACUUGUCGCGGAACGAACUGACACGGUUGCCGGAGAACAGCCCGCUGGUUGGACUGCGACAGUUACACGAGCUGCACCUGCAACGGAACGCGAUCGAGGAAAUUGCCAGUGACGCGCUCACCGGGCUGACCGUGCUUCGUACCUUCAACGCGAGUUAUAAUUCCUUGGACUCGUUGCCCGAAGGGUUGUUCGCCAGCACGCGGGACCUUCGAGAAAUACACCUGGCGUACAACGGCCUCCGCGACCUGCCGAAGGGUAUAUUCACUCGGCUGGAGCAGCUGCUCGUGCUGAAUCUGGCCGGCAAUCGGCUGGGCAGCGACCAAGUGGACGAGACCACGUUUCUCGGUCUGAUACGUCUGAUCGUACUAGACCUAUCGUACAAUCUGUUGACGCACAUCGACGCCCGUAUGUUCAAGGAUCUAUUCUUCCUGCAGAUUCUCGAUCUACGGAAUAACUCGAUCGAUCGGAUCGAGAGCAACGCCUUUUUGCCGCUCUACAAUCUACACACCCUCGAGCUGUCCGAGAACAAGCUUCACACCGUGGGAGCGCAACUAUUCAACGGUCUGUUCGUACUAAACCGGCUGACGUUGUCCGGCAACACUAUCGCGAGCAUCGACCCGCUCGCGUUUCGCAACUGUUCCGAUUUGAAGGAACUGGAUCUGAGCGGUAACGAGCUCACGGCGGUGCCCGACGCGUUACGCGACCUCACUUUCUUGAAAACCCUCGACCUCGGCGAGAACCGGAUCAACGAUUUUCACAAUGGCUCGUUCCGUAAUCUUCAUCAGUUAACCGGCCUGCGAUUGAUCGGCAACGAUAUCGGUAAUCUGUCGCGCGGUAUGCUCUGGGAUCUGCCGAAUCUGCAGAUCUUGAAUCUCGCCAGGAACAAGGUCCAACACGUCGAGAUGCACGCGUUCGAACGGAACGUACGGCUCGAAGCGAUACGAUUGGACGGGAACUUUCUGUCGAACAUAAACGGUGUCUUCACCAGCAUAGCAAGCCUGCUGUUGCUGAAUCUGUCCGAGAAUCAUAUCGAGUGGUUCGAUUACGCUUUCAUACCUGGUAACUUGAAAUGGUUGGACAUACAUGGGAAUUUCAUUGAGAAUCUCGGCAACUACUACGAGAUUCGUGAUUCGAAAGUGAAAACCUUGGACGCCAGUCACAAUCGGAUCACAGAGCUGUCGCCGUUGUCCGUCCCGGACAGCGUUGAGUUGCUCUUCAUAAACAACAAUUACAUCAGCGUCGUACGACCAAACACCUUCGCCGAUAAGGUGAACUUGACCAGGGUCGAUAUGUACGCGAAUCUGAUCGAGACCAUGGAAUUGACCUCGUUGCUACUGACCAAAGUCCCGGAGGAUCGACCUUUGCCGGAGUUUUACAUCGGCGGGAAUCCGUUCAACUGCAACUGUUCGAUGGACUGGCUGCCGGCGAUCAACAAUCAAACGUCGACCAGAGAAUAUCCCCGGAUCAUGGAUCUGGACAAUGUGAUGUGUCGUACAUCCGGUCCACGUGGUGUUGCCAUAAUACCCGCGUCAACGGCCAGAUCGGAACAAUUUCUAUGCCGUUACGAGGCCCAUUGUUUCGCCCUAUGUCAUUGCUGUGAUUUCGACGCGUGCGACUGCGAGAUGACCUGCCCGGCCGGCUGCAAGUGCUACAACGAUCGUACAUGGAACACGAACGCGGUGGAUUGUUCCGGGAUGGGUGUGGAGGAGAUACCACGGCGUAUACCGAUGGACGCGACCGAGGUCUAUCUGGACGGUAACGUGUUACGCGAGUUGCAAAAUCAUGUGUUCAUCGGACGGAAAAAUAUGCGUGUGCUUUACGUGAACGCGAGCGGCAUCGAGUCUAUACAAAACCGUACGUUCAACGGUUUGAACAAUCUACAGAUUCUUCAUCUAGAGGACAAUAGGAUACGAGAGUUAAAGGGUUUCGAGUUCGAGCGACUUUCGCAUCUGCGCGAGCUUUAUCUGCAGAAUAAUGUGAUAGGAUUUAUCGGUAACCUAACGUUCUUGCCGUUACGUUCCCUGGAGAUAUUGCGAUUGAGCGGCAACCGACUGGUAACGUUCCCGGUGUGGCAGGUCACUCUAAACGCUCGUCUCGUCGAGCUUUCGUUGGGUAGCAAUCCAUGGUCCUGUCGUUGUAAAUUCCUUCAGGAAUUGUCUUCGUGGGUCUCGGACAACGCGCACAAAGUCAUCGAUGCGAGCGACGUUUGGUGUUAUUACGGGGGUGACGCGAGAUCAGCCUAUAGGCGUCGUUUGAACGUCAACGAGACCGUCUGUUCCGAUUACUUUUCGCAAGGUGGCGUAAUAGAGAGCAUCAUGGUUUCCGAUUAUUUACCGUUAGUCGCUGCCACGUUGUCCGCGGUUCUGGUAUUGUUGGUGAUCAUAGUCUUAGUGUUUAUAUUCCGUGAACCGGUCGGCGCCUGGGCGUACUCGAAGUACGGAUUACGUUUCUUGCGCACGAAACCAGGAAAAUCGACCGGUACAACAACGAUCCCCUCGGCGGCGCCGAUGACCGCGUGCUGCGACGGCGAUCGCGAACGUCUAUACGAUUGUUACGUUUGUUACAGCCCCGGCGACGAGAAUUUCGUGCUCCACUCGUUGGCGGUGGAGCUCGAACACGGCGCCGCGGGACUGAGAUUGUGUCUGCAUCAUCGUGAUCUGCCCUGUGUACUGCGUGCUUCCGCUCCGGCGCCGGUCGUUCUCGAGGCGGUCGACGCUUCUAGGCGCGUGUUAAUCGUUCUGACCCGUAAUUUCUUGCAAACGGAAUGGUCCCGUUUCGAGUUCCGCGCGGCGUUACACGAGGCACUUCGCGGUCGUGCUACCCAAUUGAUCGUCAUCCAGGCUGGUCAGGCGUGUCCGGAGAUCGUGGAACGGGAUCCUGAACUGCGGCCGUAUUUACGUACAGCCGCGGCGAUACUCACGUGGGGGGAGAAGAGGUUCUGGGAACGUCUUCGGUACGCGAUACCGCCCGCGAAUAUGGGUGACAUAUCGAUGGAGAGCAAAUCCUCGCCGCUCGUUUACAAACGGAACAUUAAUACGUACACGCUGGACGGCGUUGGCAGUGAGAAAACAACGAUGUCGACCCUACGGGCGCAGGAGAGACAAAGGUCUUUCUUCAAAGACUCGUCGCCAACGACCGCGUUGAUGUUACAACACGCGCCGCCGCCCGCCUAUUCCUGCGGCACGGUCUCGAUGCCGCAACAUCAACCGCCGCCGUCGUCCCCGCAGCCCAGGCUGACCGUCAAUCACGCCUACCGGGAUGCGGUCACUGUACCAGGUAGCAAUCUCAUCGCCGCGAACACGACCGUGUGCAGCGGCAGCAGCGAGGAUCACAGGAGACCGCUGUCCGAGCACAUAUACUCGUCCAUCGACUCGGAUUAUUCGACAUUGGAGCGAACCGCCUGGAGACAGCAACAACCACCGCCGCCGCCGCCGCCGCCAUCGUCCGGCCAGGCGUAUCUCGUCUAGCUCCGCGCGAAUUGUCUUCUUCUCCUCUGCUUGUGAUACACUUCUCGAUCGACAAAACGAAAAAUAGAAACAGCUUUUCUCUCGCUUUUCGCGGUCCGUGCGCGCGAACCGAGGGGGACGGAUUGGUAUUGUACUGGG